Messenger RNA from Epithele typhae, 822 nucleotides. RefSeq lists its product as uncharacterized. The record is from RefSeq and is a predicted model, not a curated record. The coding region runs from base 1 to 822 and encodes 273 amino acids. Gene Ontology annotation, molecular function: RNA binding. Lineage: Eukaryota; Fungi; Basidiomycota; Agaricomycetes; Polyporales; Epitheliaceae. The transcript has 4 exons.
AUGGCUUCUCUUCUCGAGCGCAUGAAUGUCUCCGCCCCCGCGGCCCUCACAAGCUCCAAGUCCUCCGGCUCAUCGGGUGCCAUUCGCGCAAAGAACGGUCGCGCAGACGCCGCUGCCCCCUACAAGAAGCGCGCACCGAAAGGCGACGUUAACGACACAUGGCAACACGACAUGUUCAACGCCGACCGCUCCCUGUCCGCCCGCCUCACCAACGCCCCAGCCAACGCGCCAAAACUCAACUUCGGUCUUGCCGACCGCGCCCUCAAGGACGCCCUCGGCGAGAAGGGCGGCCUGACCAUCAAGGGCGCAAGCUCUCGCGGCAAUGUCGUCCAGGUCUCUGGUCUUGCUAGGGGCACGACUGCGGCAGACGUCGAGGCCAUCUUCAAGCGGUGUGGAAUGAUCACUGCCGCGACCAUGCACUCGUCGAACCCGGACCCGGUCGUCCGUCUGACAUACAAGAACGAUAACGACGCCCAGGCGGCGAUCGCCAAAUUCCACGGCCAGCCCGCCGACGGGCGCACGCUCGAGGUCAAGGUCAUCGGCGGCGUCAACACCGCGCUCAGCGGCCGCAUCGGCGCCGCGCUCAUCGAGGGCUCCGUCGACGUCCUCAUGAGCGACGAACCCAGCCUCGGCUCGAAACUCCGCUCGGACGGGCUGCUCGCGACCGACACCCGCGCGCACGUCCUUGUCGCGCCUCCCGGCACGGACCCCAAAGACUACACCCAGACCCAGGAGCGUGGACGGGGCCGCGCCCGUGGUGGUGGCCGUGGUGGCCGGCGGCGCGGCGGACGCGGUGGGGCGAAGAUGGACGUCGACCGGUGA